AUGGAGAGGGACAGCGAUUGGAUCUGGGAGGCCCUCGCCCUGGGCGAGGAGAGCCUGCUGAAGGACGCGGACAUCGACUACUUCGACUGGAACGGCACUCACGAAAAGUACGGCACGCCGCUGAUCGCGCUGGUCGUGGGCAAGGCCACCGGCCAGGAGGUCUACGACUUCGCCACGGGCACGCCCGAGAAGCUCAUGGAGCGGCUCAACCUGAUGAAGCUGGUCCUCUCCAAGGGCGCGAGCCCGCACGCGAAGCCCCCGCCGCAGUUCAGCAUCUGCAAGUCCUGGUGGAAGACUGAGGGAGACAAGGAGGUAGAGAACAGCCGCACGCCUCUGGUCCACUUCAACGACAAGUCGGCGUACGGCGUGGUCGCGUCAUGCCUGGAGGCCCUCACCAACGUCGAGGGCGACUGGAAGCGGGAGCUGCGCUUCCUCCGCGACGCCGCCAAGAUCCUCGCGACCUUCCGCUCCGGCGUGCAGGAGGCAACCCAGGCCCUGCUGCGCGUGCCCGUCGCGGAGGGUGCGGUGGAGACGUGGGACCGGCUGCUGAGCACGCUGGAGGGCGCGGAUCCAUCGUGUGCAGCCCCGGCGCGCUGCCCCCCACCGAGCUGA
Messenger RNA from Prorocentrum cordatum, 612 nucleotides. The record is from the annotation of a GenBank genome assembly. NCBI's taxonomy places the organism in Eukaryota, Dinophyceae, Prorocentrales, Prorocentraceae.